GCGUCCCGCGGCGUGCUGCGCCGCCUUCGCGCCGCCGACCAGGCCAAGCGCGAGACGGCCAAGGCGCGCAACGAUCUCGAGUCGUACGUCAUCGGCACGCGGGACAAGGUGGAGGGCGGGGAGGAGGUGGCUGGGGUGAGCACCGAGGCGCAGCGCGAGGCGUUCUUGGCCCAGCUGGCAGAGGUGGAGGACUGGCUGUAUGGCGACGGCGAGGCGGUGGGGGCUGAAGAGUACAGGGCCCAGCUGCGCAAGCUGCGCCUGGUGGGCGACCGCCUGUUUGAGCGCGCGGCCGAGGCGGCGGCUCGGCCGCGGGUGCUGCGCCUCGCUGGCGACUUUGUGGAUCUGGCGCGCAAGGCGGCCAACAGCUGGCCCGACAUCAAGCCCUGGCUCAACGCCUCCGACAUCGCAGCGCUGGUGGCCAAGGUGGUGGGCUCCACGCUGCCCACGCUGCCCACGCCGCACGCUGCCCAUGUUGCGCACGCUGCCCGCGCCGCCCACGCCGCCGGGCGCGCCUGCCCGCUCCCGUGGACAACUUCAGCUCCUGGCUGA
Molecule: messenger RNA, 549 nt
Organism: Chlorella variabilis
Lineage: Eukaryota; Viridiplantae; Chlorophyta; Trebouxiophyceae; Chlorellales; Chlorellaceae
Exons: 5
Biological process (GO): negative regulation of hypoxia-induced intrinsic apoptotic signaling pathway; endoplasmic reticulum unfolded protein response; cellular response to hypoxia
Cellular component (GO): endoplasmic reticulum chaperone complex
Source: RefSeq, a predicted model, not a curated record